GCCCCCUUUCUCUGGCAACACUCUUCCCUCUCGCUCGAUGGAGGAGCAGCCCUGUGUGCGGGCACAUCACCACCGCCAUGCAGACGAGGCAGGGAACCCCAACUGUCCGCCGACAGUGGUGAAACAUGAGCAGAAUCACGAACAGGGCCAGCCUUCGAAAACGUCGAAGAAGAAAACAGGAGAUGUUAAAGUAAAUGGUUCGACAACAGAUAAAGACAGUAGUGUAUCUCCCAAAUCUCAGGACUCAAGGGAUGUUCAUGUCUUUUAUCCUAAUGGGCCAAGAACUGAUAACCGGCAUCAAGUAGAUAGCAAGAUCAGACCAAAACGGGGCUUCCGGUUUACAACCCACUUCUCCUUCAAACUGGGAGACAGAGUUAUUUAUAGCUAUAAAAACGUUAUGGACAGAAGAAAUGAUAAGCCCUUGGAAAGCAGGCUUCGUGAAGGAAAAGCAAUUGACAAAAGAGAGGCUGUGCCACUUCUAAACGGAGUUUUGCCUUUUAAUGUCUUUAGUUUUGCAAAUGGUUAUCCUAGUAAAUCAGCACAUGACAAUGAUGGUAGUGGCUCUGAAAGUGGUUAUACAACACCCAAGAAGCGUAAAGCACGGUGCAACAGCAUCAAGAGCUGUGAUAACCUGAGCUUUGGUCAGGAUAAAACCAUGCAGCAGGAAAGCUCUCCCCUCUUGAAAAAGGAGUUUGAAACUAUUCAACCUGAUUUAGCAGAGAAACUUACUGGAAAAUUGGAAGGAAUAAAAACCACAGUUAAAUCUGAGGCUUCAGCAGGUCUGGCAGCAGCACGACCAAAGCCUGUAUCUGAGAUUCAAAAGAAGAACUCUGAGCUCAAACUCUGUGCUGCAGGGAAGAAAAAUGAGGACAGACUCAUCAAAUCAAAGCUUACUUCUGCUGUGCCAACAAAAGAGGAUUCAUGGACCUUGUUUAAGCCACCCCCUGUUUUUCCUGUGGAUAACAGCAGUGCUAAAAUUGUUCCGAAAAUAAGUUAUGCAAGCAAAGUUAAAGAAAACCUCAACAAAGCAGCCCAAGGUGUGGGUGAUGCUGUUUCUUCUCGGGCAUCUGGAAAACUGUCACAGGUACCAAUGUCUGCUAUGAAAGCUGUUUCUUCACCUUGUUUUACAAAUGGGCCAAUGUCCACUGACUGCAACAGCUGUGAGCCCCAGGCACUGUUUACUCCUGCUGCUAGUACAGUAAUAUCUCCCUCCUUUUCAGAGGGUGAAAGUGAAGUGUCCUCCCCAGACAGUGGCUGCCUUGUAGUUUCCGCAAAAAUUGAGCAAAAGAAGGCAAACCCAUUUUCAUGUCCUUUGAAUAUGCAACCCCAGUUUUCUAGUAUUAGCUUGACAGAUAUACCCCUUUCACAGACGAAUCAACAAACUCUUGGGGAUAUCUUUCAAAACCAGUGGGGAUUAUCCUUUAUUAAUGAGCCAAGUGCCGGUCCAGAGGCAAGUCCUUCUGCUUCAGAGAGUAGAAUGACAGAAGUCACAUUUCAAGGAGAUUACCCUUCUGCACUAACCUUGCAGGGCCCAGAAAUUCUUCCCUCAGGACCUGAAUGCCUGGUCUUUCCAAAGGCUUUUGAAUUUGACAAACGGACUAGUCCUCCAAACCUUAGUGGUAUUUUAAAGUCAUCCUUAGUUGUUUCUGGCUGCGAGAGUGCAGCUUCCACUUUUGAGGCACAGAAAAUCUUUGGUGAUGAACUUCAGAAAACUGAAGAUGGGAAACUAGGUGCAAUAUUGUUUGUUCAAUCACCUCCGGCCUCUCCCACGAACCCUGUGUUGGCUUUUGCUAAAGACCAGAGGUGUCGGAGAGAUUUUGACAGAAGAGAUAGUUGGGGGUCAUUUGAUCUUAGAGCUGCUGUUAUUUAUCACACUAAAGAAAUGGGACUUAUUUUAAAUUUGCAAAAACAAGAUCCCAAACGAAUAGUCAUUUAUGAUGAAGCCAUGGAUCGACCUGAUCAAUGAAAUUAGUACCGCCAGCAGUUGCUCUACGGUUUUCAUUUUCUGCUACAGCAAUACAGCUAUGCUGGAUGAUUAUUGCUGCACCGCCUUUAUAGAUAACCUUCGCUUGGAACAGAAGAAUACCAUUGGUGUGAAGCUGUCAAGUAUUGCAGUAGAGAAGUGAAAAGGCGAGAAGGAGAAAACAAGCCUGAAAACAAAUUUUGUAUAACUUGUUUCCUAUUACUGACAGAGCCAGAAGACAGAUUUUAAAUAUGACCUCCAAUACUUCAAAUGGUAUUAAGACUCCAAACAAGUUCUCAGUUGCAAGAAUUAAAGACUUGGUUCUGAAACAUUUCUGUCUUUGGGCUAUAAAAAGUAACAGAUGACCCAUUUUCAAUCUUGACAUGAAACUUGCAUCUGCCUAUAGUGUCACAAAGUUAGUUUUUACUGGACAAAUUGUUCAGAG
This is a messenger RNA of Polypterus senegalus (gray bichir), 2408 nucleotides long. RefSeq names its product nuclear FMR1 interacting protein 2 (gene nufip2). Bases 38 to 1966 code for a protein of 642 amino acids. The transcript is spliced from 4 exons. Lineage: Eukaryota; Metazoa; Chordata; Cladistia; Polypteriformes; Polypteridae. The record is from RefSeq and is a predicted model, not a curated record. Gene Ontology annotation, cellular component: cytoplasmic stress granule; nucleoplasm. Gene Ontology annotation, molecular function: RNA binding.